AUGGACGGAUACCGGGUAGUGUUACCCCGGAUCUUCCAGCCUACGGAUGAAUUUCAGGUGGUCCACGAUGACCAAGAGCUACCUAGCGGUCUCCAUGUCAGGCUCAACAUCUGGACGGGUGUGAAGGAAGCCAAGAUUAACGACCCCGACGAGGUUGAUAGCUCACUAGAGGGGCUACCCGUCGAUAAGGCUGUGGUCGUUGUCGAGCCGGAAGAGGGCGAGGCGCAAGAGCAAGCCCCGCCUCGCAUCCCGGAUGGGGCCCCGGCGUACGAGCCUGUGGGCAAGAUCAAGCAGCCACCCGUGGAAGAGACUGGAUUCUGGGACGCGCUCAAGGUGAGCCUCCUCGACAUCUCGAGCGACAUCUAUUACGGCCUGAAGCUUACCGAGGACAAAGAUGCCACCCAGGCUCUCCUCUGCCUCAUGGUCAAAGGCGACGCGGAGGGCCAAGACAGGCAGGCGGCGGCCCGGAUCCUCGCCGGCGCCAUGCAAAACAACGCCAAGGCCCUGGAGCAGGUGGCCCAGGAGUGGGAGAACCUGAUGUCGUCCAAAUGCGGCGGCGCCACCCUCCGCGACGCGUUCUACGCUAGCCACGUACCCGGCGCCGCUGAGGCUCUGUCUCCGGCGGCAGCAUCCCGCGUCGGGUCCACAGUGUUCGCCAUCAAGGGCCUACUACAGAGUACCGCCAUCCGGGACGAUUUCUUGGCGAGCGGCGGCAUGAAGAAACUCGCCGAGGUGAUGGCGGUGGACGACGCGGCGUGGGACGGUGCCCAGCGCAAGGUCGGCUACCUCCUCCUCGACACGUUCCUAGACCACGACGCCGGAGCGUCGCUAGGCCUCUGGCCCCGCGGAUUGGUAGCAGGGGACGAUGCCUGCGCCAAGGGUGAGGAUGGUGGCCAGGAAGACGGCUGCUGGGAAUUCUAUCUCAAGAGCAUCGUGCAGAGGCACCAGGGCGAGAAGGGCCACUGGAGCGAGGAGGUGUAUGAUAAGCUCCGGGCCGCGAGGAAGGGUGCGGAAAAUAAGGGCAACCGACGAGUUAAGGAGGAGCUUUAA
Molecule: messenger RNA, 1050 nt
Organism: Parascedosporium putredinis
Lineage: Eukaryota; Fungi; Ascomycota; Sordariomycetes; Microascales; Microascaceae
Source: the annotation of a GenBank genome assembly